AUGACUGCAGCUAAGGCAUGUAAUGACUUGGGCGAAAGCAUUGAAGAAAUAGCAGGUCGACUAUGCCCACCAUUAAAGCGACGGCGAGCUCAUACACCGGAUUGUCAUUGGAGAAUUUGCAGAUUUAGUCCCGGUCGAAGUCCUGCAACAGCGGUUUUGACAAAGGAUUAUAAUGUAUUUCUAAAUGUACCUCAGUAUAGUGCUUUUGCAUGGAAGGAUAUGCCUAGCUUACUGCCCUACUCUAAAAAGUUUUUUCUCUUCACCUACGUGUCAUCCGAUGUAGAGACCUCGGUGUCUUCAGGAGACAGCGCCAAAAUUUUGAACUGCUCUGACUUUUCGGAUAGUGCGUCAUGUGAAUCUGUUACUGAAUUAGGAAGACUCACUCAAAGCUCGAUCUUUUGUAUCUUCUUGAGCCGAUGCAUUCCUGUAGUACCAUCUCUGGAUAUCGUGCUUCCAUUCCAAGAUCAUAUUGACUGGCGUCGCGCCUCGAUCCCGCUAUUUCAUGGACCAGAAAGCUGGGCUAGAGCCCUGAUUGCUUCGCUUCGUGAGAAGUUAGGCGUAUCACCUCCGGAAACUGUCAACAAGGCUGUACCGCUGUUCAACGACUCUUUCAUUGCUCCAAUACUUACGCCCAUCAAUUUGCAACCUUUGGAUGAUGAAUAUCUCGGUCCUAGCGAAGGUGCUGUCAAUUCGGGUUCUUUCCUUCACAAUUUCUCCUCUUUCACUAUGUAAACAUAUCUUUCAUGGAACAGUAUUGGUCGGCCCUGGAAAGCAAUGGAAAUCCUAGCACACUCUGUAGAUCCCCCCACCGAAACUGAGUUUUACUCUGAUUCGAGUGUAGGAUUUCGACCAAUUGAGCCUGGGUUAGGUGUAGAAUUUAGCAGAGCCCUUGGAGGUAACCGCAUCCGUGAAAUGUUUACAGGUAGG
Messenger RNA from Cylicocyclus nassatus, 927 nucleotides. Lineage: Eukaryota; Metazoa; Nematoda; Chromadorea; Rhabditida; Strongylidae. The record is from the annotation of a GenBank genome assembly.